CGUCCUUCCAAACAUGUAAACAAGUCAACUUUGUCAAAUCCAGGAUUAUUUGUAAUACUGAACUACUGAAGUAAAUCAUCGGAUAAAUUACGGAGGAAAGAGGCGGGUUACGUUCUGAGGACUAUUUCCAACGAUAAGAGGCAGACAUCAGAUAUUCAAACUGUUAUCUGAAGGCAGUUUUCUAAUUCCAGGCUUGUUUCAUCAGUUCUAACAAAGGUCAAGAUGGUACGAAUCAGUGAAGAUAUGGUGAGGAAAAGAUCGGAACAUAAUGAGAUGGAGAUAUCAACCCUCGAAGAACUCUCCCUGCAUCAACAAGAUAUAGAAAGGAUUGAGUUUCUAGACAAGUGGUGCAGGGACCUCAAGAUUCUGUACCUCCAGAGCAAUCUCAUUCCAAAAAUUGAAAACGUCGGGCGGCUGAAGAAGCUGGAGUACCUUAACCUUGCCCUGAAUAACGUGGAGAAGAUAGAGAAUCUUUCAGGGUGUGAAUCUCUGAAGAAACUCGACCUGACGGUCAACUUUGUUGGUGAACUGACCAGUAUAGAAUGCCUCAAAGAUAGUUAUAAUCUCAGGGAAUUAUUUUUGACAGGUAAUCCAUGCACAGAGUAUGAUGGCUAUAGGGAGUAUGUAAUAGGCACCCUACAACAAUUACAGAGAUUAGAUGGGAAAGAAAUAGAGAAAUCAGAGCGAAUAGCAGCUAAACAAGAUCUUGAUGUGAUCAGACCAAAAAUAAUUGAACAACAGAAAUCAUAUCAGCUCACACGAGAGAGAGAAAAAGCUCAAGCGGAGGAUCACAAGAAGGAGAAGAAGAAAGAGAAAGGGUUUGAUAAACGAUGGUAUACUGAUAUCAACGAAGGUGACUCGCAUGGAGAAAACACAAAGACUAAAGAUGAAGAAGAGGAUGAUGAGGAAGAAAAGUUUUGGAAUGAAAAGGUUGGUUUUACACCAGAGUCUCGGGUAGCCCUAAGUGAACAUGUACAGGAGAAGAAGAGGAAAGAGGAGGAGGAAAGAAGUAAGAAGCAAGGUCCCAAACCACCAGCGAGAGUUGUCAGACUUACGACGGAUGAUGGUACUCCUCUAAAUGUCAAUCAAGCAAAAAUUGAUUUCACGCUGACAGAUAAUGAAGAGGAGAACACCUAUGAAUUAGAUGUGGCAUGUUACAAGCAUCUAGACACAUCACUCAUUGACGUAGACGUACAACCUACGCAUGUUAAAGUAGUUCUUAAAGGGAAGGUUUUGCAGUUAACCUUGGUUGAAGAGGUGAUGCCUGAUACUAGUGAAGCUAAGCGAUCUCAAACCACCGGCCACUUGCUCAUCAAGAUGCCAAAGGCUAAGGAAUAUAUCCGACCAAAGAAGUCCUCAACAAAACCAAGUACCGUCAGGAAUGAGGACAGCAAGACAUCAAGAGUAGAGAAGAAGCUUGAGAUUGAUCCCAGCAGCGGGAGACGCGUUGAUCUGAUGGUGACGAACCCAACCACCAAGGAGCCACUACAAAAGACAGUGGAAGAGAGAAACAACAGCGAUGACUUCAUAGAUGAUCCUGACGUACCACCUUUAAUAUGAUAAUGGGCAUCUCACUCGCCUACACUAAAGACCUGGGUCCCGUAACACAAAGGUUAGCGAUUAAUAGUGCGCAUGAUUAUUACAAUUGAUUGUACAUUUUAGUCAAU
Messenger RNA from Lytechinus variegatus (green sea urchin), 1667 nucleotides. RefSeq names its product protein tilB homolog. Bases 223 to 1560 code for a protein of 445 amino acids. Gene Ontology annotation, molecular function: protein binding. The record is from RefSeq and is a predicted model, not a curated record. Gene Ontology annotation, biological process: outer dynein arm assembly. Gene Ontology annotation, cellular component: cytoplasm. The transcript has 16 exons. NCBI's taxonomy places the organism in Eukaryota, Metazoa, Echinodermata, Echinoidea, Temnopleuroida, Toxopneustidae.